Messenger RNA from Tupaia belangeri chinensis (Chinese tree shrew), 1594 nucleotides. RefSeq names its product yrdC N6-threonylcarbamoyltransferase domain containing (gene YRDC). Gene Ontology annotation, biological process: regulation of translational fidelity. Lineage: Eukaryota; Metazoa; Chordata; Mammalia; Scandentia; Tupaiidae. Gene Ontology annotation, cellular component: cytoplasm. The record is from RefSeq and is a predicted model, not a curated record. Gene Ontology annotation, molecular function: nucleotidyltransferase activity; double-stranded RNA binding; tRNA binding.
UACCGCCUCAAGGGCCGCAGCGAGGCCAAGCCGCUGGCCGUAUGCCUGGGCCGCGUGGCCGACGUCUACAGGUACUGCCAUGUGAGAGUACCCGAGGGGCUCCUGAAAGAUCUGUUGCCAGGACCAGUGACUCUGGUGAUGGAACGCACAGAGGAGCUCAACCAGGACCUGAACCCAUUCACUCCUCUCGUUGGCAUCCGGAUUCCGGACCACGCCUUCAUGCAGGAUUUGGCCCAGAUGUUCGGUGGCCCGCUGGCUCUUACCAGUGCCAACCUCAGCUCCCAGGCCAGUUCUCUGAAUGUGGAGGAGUUCCGAGACCUCUGGCCUCAGUUGUCUCUGGUCAUUGAUGGAGGGCCAAUUGGGGAUAGCCAGAAUCCUGUGUGUCGCCUCGGCUCAACUGUGGUUGAUUUGUCUGUGCCUGGAAAGUUUGGUAUCAUUCGUGCAGGCUGUGCCCUGGAAAACACCACAGCCAUCCUCCAACAGAAAUACGGGCUGCUCCCCUCUCCCGAACCCUGCUAGUGACACUUGGGCCAGGGCAGGCGCCAGGUGCGGCUGGAUACUGCGAGUCUGUGUGCUGGCAAGGCCUCCUUCACAGAGGCCACUGGAGCAACGUCACCAGCCUGGGCCUUAAGGCAGCAUGUCUUCCUGAGCACUGUAGACCAGGUCCCAAGGCUGCUGGGGGAGCCUCACAGCUGGGGGAGGUUAUGUGUAUUCCUCGUAGUUCGUUUAUCAGCCACAUGCCGAGAGGAGAGGUUAAGAACAUUCCCAGAGUGGCCUUAUUGUGAUAAAUUUCUGCUUUUGUUCUCUUUUUGUCGAAAAGUAAUAGAUUUAGAAUUUAGGGAGCGAGACCUCUCUGGCAGGUGGUGGCAUUUCAGGUCCAACCAGCUAGAGGUGCUGGUGCUGUUCACCAGUCUCAGGUGACUAAAGGUGUGGGUCUGGGCUCCUGCACUGCAGCCAGGUUAAGGGAAAGACUGGAGAGCCACAGACCAAACGCCUUUUCCUCUGGACCAGUGGGAGUAGUGGUGCCGUGUAACUGCCUGGCAGGAAAGCAGGUCAGGCAGUGAAGUAGCAGGUGUGUUCAGUGGGCAGGAAUGUGGUGGAAGUGGGGAUCCAGAUAGAGAAUACUGGAAAAUAGGGCUGGCCCCAAAGUGCAGCGGUCAGGCGUUGUGCAUUGGGAUCACAGUCCCACAUGACCCGCUGCAACCUAUGGCCUGAAAAGGAUGCCAGGCAUAUGUGUGCACUUGCCUGAAAUCUUGGCAGGAAGGAGAAAGAAAAGAAAAAAGGAUUGUGGUGUAACUGUGUCCCAUGGCGGUGGGUAGGUGAGCGGGAACCCCUCUCUCCUGCAAGCACAUACACCCUCUGAUAAUUAAAGAGAAUUAGAAAAUAAGUAUUAUCCUUUAUAGAGUGACUUCCUUAUUUUUGCAUAAAAUCCACUUAAGUACACCUGUAACAUCUUUAAGUCCAGUGUUUACUCAGCACUGCCUUUUAUCAAUAUGCAUACCAAGUGUUAAACAUAAUUGUUGGGCAUUUCAACUUUUUUUAUUAUUAUUAUUUUGAAAAACUGCUGUCAUUAAACAUAUUUGUAAGUGGUUUA